GAAGCUCCACAACUACAAGAAAAGAAAUUAACUUGAAGUUCAGUGAAGUCAUCAUGGCAACUUCAAGUGAACCUUUUCUAAACACACCUAAAAGAAAAACCUUUUCCUUCAAAUCUCUUUAUAUUUUUCUAGCCCUAGCUGCUGUUGUUUGCUCCAUUGCAAUAGUUUCUAUUGUAUACUUCCAUGGCAGCAAUAACUCUUUUCUUUCCGUAAAAUCCCCCAAUAUUUGUGAACACGCUACUGAUCAAUCAUCAUGCUUAGCCAUAGUGUCAGAAGUAAUAACACCAUAUUCUGCUUCUGCAGCCAAAAACAAGAAGGUAGAAAUUUUACAAAUGAUUUUGCACAAAACAUCAUCCCAAAUCCAAGAAACCACCACGUUUAUUAAAAAUGUCCAACUUCGAAUUAACGAUAAAAGAGAGCAAUCAUCUCUAGCAAUUUGCUUAGAGUUAAUGGACAUGUCUCGUGAAAAAAUCAUGGACUCCAUGGUGGCACUUGGGAAGUUGAGUACUUCUUCUUCGAAUUCGAUUUAUUUUGAUGCUCAUACAUGGCUUAGUGCUGUGCUCACAAACCAUAACACUUGUAUGGAUGAACUUCAUGAUGGUGAAGCCCAAUCCAUUAUGAAGCCCAUUCUCAAAGACUUAAUGUCUAGAGCAAGUGCUUCUUUGGCCUUAAUGGUUACAUUAGCACCAAAAAACUUGGAAGUGCCUAUACAAGGAGAUUUUCCUUCAUGGGUUAGUCCAGCAGAUAGGGAGAUUUUGGAAGCUAAUUCGGAAUUAGCGAAAAUCAAUGCUAAUGUGGUCGUGGCAAAGGAUGGAAGUGGUAAAUAUAAGACUCUUAAUGAAGCUAUUGCAUCAGCACCGGCUAAUAGCAAUAGUCGUUAUGUUAUAUACAUCAAGAAGGGAUGGUACAAGGAGAAUGUUGUGAUAGCUUCAAAUAAGAAAAAUAUAAUGCUUCUCGGUGAUGGAAGGGAAGAUACUGUUAUAACUGGCAACUUGAAUUAUGCUGCUGGAACGGGAACCUUUAAUACGCCAACCGUUGCAUGUAAUGCUGAUGGUUUCAUAGCACAAAAUAUCCGUUUCCAGAACUCGGCAGGUCCACAGGGGCACCAAGCCGUAGCACUUCGUGUUACAGGGGACAAAUCCGUCAUCAACCGCUGCAAAAUAGAUGCCUAUCAAGACACACUCUACGCCCACAACCAACGUCAAUUCUACAAGGAUUGUUACAUAACUGGAACUGUCGAUUUCAUCUUUGGUAAUGCUGCGGUCGUGUUUCAAAAGUGCAACAUUGUUGCUAGGAAGCCAAUGAAAGGACAACAAAACAUGCUAACAGCGCAAGGGAAGACAGAUAAGAACCAAAACACUGGAACUUCAAUUCAAAAGUGUUCAAUAACGCCAAGCAAAGACUUAGCACCAGUUAAGGAAUCUUUUAAGACAUUCUUGGGCCGUCCAUGGAAGAUUUACUCAACCACGGUAUUCAUGGAGUCAUACAUUGAUAACCAUAUAGAUCCAGCAGGGUGGGCCCCAUGGGAUGGUAAUGUUGGAUUGGACACAUUGUACUAUGGUGAGUACAAGAACAAUGGACCAGGUUCUGAUACUAGCAAAAGGGUAACAUGGAAAGGCUACCAUGUUAUUACUAAAGCUUCUGAGGCUAUGAAAUUUACAGUGUCAGGGUUGCUUCAAGGAGGGUCUUGGAUUAAAGAUGCUGGAGUGUCCUUCAUACCUGGGCUUUAAAUUAAACUAGUAUCUUAAUUCUGCCAAGCAUGAACCCGUUUCGGUUAGCAUGUUAAAUAAAAAUACAUGUUUGGAUGGAAUGCAAAAAGUGAUGAUAAUUCUGCCAAGAAUGAACCCGUUUGGGUUAGCAUGUUAAAUAAAUAAAAAUAUGUUUGGGUGGAAUGCAAAAAGUGAUGAUAAUGGGUUA
Lycium ferocissimum is the source of this 1917-nucleotide messenger RNA. Its product is annotated as pectinesterase-like. The transcript has 4 exons. The coding region runs from base 54 to 1730 and encodes 558 amino acids. Gene Ontology annotation, molecular function: pectinesterase activity; pectinesterase inhibitor activity. NCBI's taxonomy places the organism in Eukaryota, Viridiplantae, Streptophyta, Magnoliopsida, Solanales, Solanaceae. The record is from RefSeq and is a predicted model, not a curated record. Gene Ontology annotation, biological process: cell wall modification.